This is a messenger RNA of Numida meleagris (helmeted guineafowl), 9212 nucleotides long. RefSeq names its product lysophosphatidylcholine acyltransferase 1 (gene LPCAT1). NCBI's taxonomy places the organism in Eukaryota, Metazoa, Chordata, Aves, Galliformes, Numididae. Bases 452 to 1906 code for a protein of 484 amino acids. Gene Ontology annotation, molecular function: calcium ion binding. The record is from RefSeq and is a predicted model, not a curated record. The transcript has 15 exons.
UUUUUUAUUAUUUUUUCUGAGCGAGGGGCGUGGGGGAGCGCUCCUGGGGGCACGCUCUCCUCCAUUGUCACGUUGAGGGAUGCACACCGAAGGAUCCCGCCGCUCUGAAGUUCGGCCCCGCGUAAAUAACGCCCGCGGCGCGGUUUGUGCGCUGUGCGGGUGGCGGGAGGCGACGGGAGUCGGUGUGGAAGUGGCGGCGCGGGUGGGAACCCCCUCCCGCCUUUGCCGCCGCCCCUCAGGGUGAGCGGGGGGUGGGUGGCCCUGUCGGGGGCUUCUGGCAGGAUCUGGGUCACUGCCUGGGUGGAGAAAUGCCACGAAGGACUCCUCGGAUAGGGACUGGUCGUCUGUGUUACUUACAUCGCGGAGUACUGAAGAAAUGUUCCCGUAAAGCUGUUGUUUUGGGAGCCUAAAGCCUACAGUGCCUAUCAACGUGGAAAUUAAGAUUGCCUUCAUGACCUUGACUCUGUUUCCUAUCCGACUCUUCUUUGCUGCUUUUAUGAUGUUACUGGCCUGGCCUUUCGCGUUCAUUGCUUCAAUGGGAUGUGAGGAGCAAGAGCUUGAAAAGCCCCUCUCCUGGUGGCGAAAGAUAGUGGAUGUUCUGCUGAAAGCAAUCAUGAGAAUGAUGUGGCUUGCUGGUGGAUUCCACUGGAUAAAUGUAAAAGGCAGACGAGCGUUGCCAGCAGAAGCAGCAAUAUUAACAGUGGCUCCCCAUUCUUCUUACUUUGAUGCCAUUCCAGUAACUAUGACCUUCGCCUCUAUUGUGAUGAAAGCAGAAAGCAAAGAUAUUCCUGUCUGGGGAACUCUCAUCAAGUAUAUCCGACCAGUAUUUGUAUCUCGGUCAGACCAGGAUUCUCGCAGGAAAACUGUUGAAGAGAUAAAGAGACGUGCUCAGUCUGGUAAAUGGCCUCAGAUAAUGAUAUUCCCAGAGGGCACAUGCACAAACCGAUCCUGUCUAAUUACAUUCAAGCCUGGAGCAUUUAUUCCUGGAGUUCCUGUACAGCCAGUGGUUUUACGUUACCCAAACAAACUGGACACGAUCACAUGGACGUGGCAAGGUCCAGGAGCGUUAGAAAUUCUGUGGCUUACUUUGUGUCAGUUUCACAAUUCUGUGGAAAUUGAGUUUCUUCCUGUGUAUAUUCCUUCAGAAGAAGAAAGAAAAAAUCCAGUGUUGUAUGCCAAUAACGUCAGACGUAUAAUGGCAGAAGCGUUGGGAGUUCCAGUGACAGACUAUACAUUUGAAGACUGUCAGCUAGCUUUGGCUGAAGGACAACUUCGUCUGCCUUCAGACACAUGUCUUCUAGAAUUUGCAAAGCUUGUGAGAAGCCUUGGGCUGAAGCCAGAAACACUUGAGGAUGAUCUUGAUAAAUAUGCUACGCGUGCUAUGAAAAUGAAAAAAGAGAAGACUGAUCUUAAAGAAUUUUCAGCAUAUUUGGAAUUUCCAGCUUCUCACACGUUAGAAAGCAUGUUUGCCCUUUUUGAUGAGAAUGAAGAUGGCAUAAUUGAUGUUCGAGAAUUUGUCAUUGCUCUGUCAGUUGUCUGUAAGCCAUCCAAAACUCUGGAAACAAUCCAACUGGCAUUUCAGCUAUACCAGUCAGAAAAUGGUACUAUAACAGAAGAUGAUUUAGCUCAUAUUCUGAAGACUGCUAUGGGUGUGUCACAGAUUAAUGUUACACAUCUUUUUAGAGCUGUAGACGAAGAAGAAAAAGGAAAGAUUACAUAUGAUGACUUCUACAGAUUUGCUGAACUGCAGCCACACUUCGCAGAAGACUAUCUCUACCCUGAUCAGAUGGUAGCUGAGAGUGGUUUGGAGACUUCAUCUCUUUCUGCUCCAAAUGGUAUCUGUACUGACUUCAGCCCUGAAAAUGCUGAAGAUAAAAACAAGCCCCUGCAGAAGAAAUGGAACUAACACUACAACUGUUAUCUUCCUCUCCUGAUAAUGCAUGCCAGGCUGGCAGGGGUGCUACAGAUUGGCAGGCAAGAUUUAAACUGAAACUGAUCAAGAGAAAUCAUAGGCACAACUUGAAGUUAAGACACAAGAAACUACACUUAAAUGUGAGUCCUCAGGUACACAGAGGGAGUUGGGGAUUACGGCGUAAAAGAUCUUGAGACAGGGAUGGUGCUGAGCAUUACUAACUGAAUACAAUUAACUGACUGCUGCAGAAAAGACGUUCAUCAUAGUGGGAUGCAUAAACACUUGUAGCCUGUGAGAAGCGUGGUGGUUUUUGUGUUACCAAGAAUUGAUAAGGCCAUACAUAAAGCAUCUGUCUGUUUUGGGGCACUUAAGAAAGAUGAGGAGUGGCUGGAUGGAGAAAGAAGGAAAGAAAAUCUUUAUUGAAGAUGUUGAAAGAGUCAUUUAAUCCAGGGAAAGAGACUGGAGGAAGGUAUGAAACCAGUCUUCAAAUAUGGAAAAGUUGCAGAAAGGAAGAUCAGAAUCUUUACUCCACAUUCAUGGUAGAAAUGGGGUAUUCAUAUAAAAUUCAGUAUAAACAUUAGGAAAACUGCCUUACAGUACUUCCAGUUAAGAUGUGGAGUGGGUAUUCUAGGUGGGAUGAGGAGCCUUCCUUCGCUGGAGGUUUUGAAAACAGAACAGAUAGCAAAGACAAAGACACUGUUGAUUUUGUUGAUCGUAACCCCAAGGUUGUAGGGAUAGAUCUCCUGAGGUCUAUUUUCUGUGAUUAUAUAUUGUGUAUUUUAGUCAGUAUGCAAGGCAAGGUAGAUGAGCUGUAGAGUCUGAGCAUAUCGCAUCCCGUCUGCAAGACUUUGAACAAUGCUUGGCUCAAGAUAGCUUUCUCUAAGAUAGUUAUCUUCUUCUUUGUUAUGUGAGCUUGGGAAUUAGAGAAUUUCCAAGUGCAGGGGAUGAGACAGGGUUCCCUGACACACUAGUCUGAAAAGAAGAAAAGCUUAGUAUCCCAUGGACAACCUUAGUGAGAGAAGCUCCAGCAAAAAUAAAAAUUAAAACUACUCGUUCCACGUCUGUGGAAAAAAAAACAGAAAAACAUCUGUGAAAAAAAACUGUGAAAAAGUUGUCUCAAUACGAGAAUGUCUACUUUCUAUGUAUGGUGCUUAGGGUUCAAAAAGGCAGAGUUAAUUUGGUCUCUCCUCUCUGGUGAGGGAGAUAUUUUCCAGUUGUGGUGAACAUAAGAACUGCGUGUGAGUGCAGCUAAGCUGUUGCAGAGUAUUUGGGUUUGAAGGGUGCUGCAGCCUGUGAUAGAUGGCCCUUCAACAAAUGCAACACUGGAUGGUGAAGAUGGGCUGAGAACUGCAUGCAUCAGUAAGCUCUAUCCAGAGCUGCUGUUGAAAAAAGCCUGGUGAGCAGCAUCUUGCUUAGUGAGCAAGCAGCCAGCUUCUGUAAUGACUUGCAUUUACUCCUUCUUUUGUGAGAUUGAUCUAGGUAGAGAAAUAAGAUGAAUAAGACAUGAAGACCUGAUCAGUCUGCGUGAAGACAUUGUUAGAUUUCACAUAAUUUCACAAAAUGUCAUUAAAAACUGAGUAUCCAGGGGAUUUCAGCAUCUAGAGUAUUCAAGGUGACUGCCUUGUAGUGACAGAAAAUCCACUUCAGUGUAGGGGGUAAACUCAGACUUUGUUGUGGGUUGAGAUCUGCAGUGCACUGCAUUACUGCAACAGCGUUCACUACAAUUUGCCCAUCAAACUCAACAAUUAAAUGUUUUAGUGGUUGCACACAAAUGUGUCCAACUGUGGAGCAGCUGGGUUGUGACACUCUCAGUAGCUUGCUGCACUGCAAGGACAGAAGUGAAAGCUUCCUUUCCCAUUCAAUAACAUGUAAGUGCUUUCAACUAAAGCCUUACAAAUUUUACAAACCUUAAAUUUACAGGGAAACAUAUAUCAGUGUCUUUUACAGCAAUUUGAUAAGUGAUCCUUCAUAAAAAAAAAAAUACAGGGGUGUGAAGACAUGACAUUUGUCUGAUGUGUGUUUUGCUGCUUUUGUCAAAUAUUGCCAUCCCUUGCCAGCCGAGCUCUUGCAUCAGAUGAAUUUCUAUGUAUUGUAUGAGAGAUGCUCAGUCAAAGCUUUGUUAUUCUGAUAUGGUUGAGCAAGUAUACUAUGUGCUUUGAAUGUACUUAACACAGACAACAAUGAAAUCCAAGGUAUCUGAAAAGUGUUUUGGUUUUUGUUGCUUCAUUUGUUUUUUUUCAAUUAUAAUUAAAAAAGAACACAAUUAUAAAUGGAAACAAAAGUUUAGGAGGUACAAAGCAUAUUUAAACCACUGUCUCUGCAACAGAAAGGCAGAGUUCUACUACGGAUUUUUCAUGAGUCCAGUGCAGUAAGUAGCUAACAUUUAAAAGGUGUUAUAGGCAAAUUGUGAUCCUAAAUGGAGAAAUUAGUUGUAGACUUAAUUUUACACCUGUUAAUUUACACUACGUAUUUCAGUGUAUUUACUAUAGCUAGAAUCCUCUUACUAUGAUAAAAAAGUAACCAGACCCUUGUGUGUUUGCUAAUCCUGAUUUGAAGGUUUAAAACCUUAGGUCAUGAAGCUUACUUGAAAAGGAGAUAUGUGCACUAAGGAAGUGAUGCAGUCUCUUUAGAGGAAAAGCCACAGGAAGUAAAUAGUUGUUUUGCACAUAACUGUUUAUUAAUAUUUUCAAGCAAACUGAAUAGACUUGUUAGCUAGUUAAAGUGGGACGCUUGGAAAAUGUCUUUAUUCAUAAUGUGUAGUAAGCCUUUUGCUGGAAAAGGGAUUGUUGCACUUUAACACUUACAUAAUUUGAUAAAUUUUCCGAAGAUAUCUUUAUUUAAUUUCUGCAUUCCUUUAUCAGGCUGUGUUUUGUUGUUAAAUGAAUUUUCCUAUACUAUUUUAUCAUGUGUUAAGUACAGCUUUUCAUAUUAACAGUUCUGCUCACUGCUCCGUCAGAACCAGUAUUUUGAUUAAAAAAAAAAUUUAGAGAAAGGACUUAAAGAAUAAAAGUUGCAGACCUGAGUAGCAUCUGCUGUAGAUUUUAUGAUCUCAGAAACUAUGUAAGCACAGCGUUGUGUAUAUUUGAGAUUUGAACAAGGAAAGAAAUGUAUCAUGGACUUAAAAACAAACAAAAGAAACCUCUGAUCAACUCAGAUUAAUUUUCCUUUACGUUCAACUACUGCAUUCUGCUUGAUCUGAAACCUCUGAUUUUUUUUUCUAGCAGCUCUUUCAGGAGUGUUCUGUAAUUAAGCCCAGAUGUUACAAAUAUGUUGGCCAUCUUUGCAUUAGCAAAACUGAACUUUGGCUCCUAAACUCAGUGAAACACUGAAGUUCUCUGAACAAAGCCUUGUUGGUGAUUUGUUAAUUUUCAGGUACUGAACUUCAGCUAGUAUGGCUAGUUUUCUUACAUAAAAAUAGGAAGAGUAGGUCCAACAAUUUGAAAAUGAACUUAAGAAUUAAUAAUCUGUGACUUUGUUCAAUCAGUCAGUCAAGUGAAACCUCAAGAUCUGGUUCAUAGAUGAGCAGAAGACUGAAAUAGUCAUUUGCGUAAUUUUGCUUUCCAGGACAUGUUCGUACAGCUGGCAGUUAAGUCAGCCAUUCUUCAGUCAAAGGUUGAUGUCCUGGAGGUACUGCAGCCUCCUCUAAGUAAUGCCCAAGUCACUAGCAGCACAGCCAACAAUAUUUCAGUGGUUCUCCCUCUUUUCCCUAUGAAGACCAGAAAAAAAGUACUCUGUUACGGGAACCCUGAAAGACAUCCUUAAAGGUAAAAUUCUCCAGCAUCUCCCCAAAGGAACAAGAGCAGUCGUUCUGUGCUAUAGCUAAGGCAGUGAACUGGGUAUGCAAGUUAAUCGCUAACACUCUGAUCCAAAUGGGCAUGUAUUAUUUAGUACUGAGGUAUAACUGCAGAGAAUACAGCAGCAAAGAGAACGUGCCUGGAUUUGCAUCUGUUAGUAUUUCAUCUCAUAUUGGUCAAGUUAGGACAGCUCCUUUCUCUAGGAAACUUCUCAGGUUUAUUUCAAGGUAAUUAUUAUUAUGUUUUAUGAGUGGAGGAAUGUUGUUUUGUAGAAGAUAGCUUCUUUUUCCCCCAGACGUUACGAUGUGCUUCAUCGUGUGUAAUGGUACUAAAUAAAAGUGGGUGAUGCUGAGAAAGCAGGUUUAAAAGAUUUUUUUAAAAAUGGAGGGUUCACCAUUUCUGUGAAAAACAGUGAGACCUUUUGCAACAAUUGAUAGUCUGUCUACAUUGCCUUGCAGGCUCUAGGCAAAAUAAUUUUACUACUUACAUGAUGGCAAAGGCUGCUCAUACUGUUUUCUUUUGCAAAGUGGCAUAGUGAGUUCUCCUGUGCAGGCUAAUCUCAGAAGGCCACCUGUAACUGGUAAAGGGGUGUCUAACAGUGGAGAUAAAACAGCAGAAUCACCUCCGUACAGAUGACAUGAAAGUUAUUCUGAAAGGAAUAAUUCUGAAAGGAAUUGAAAAAUUAAUUCGGGGGCAGAGAGGGUGUUGGUUCAUUUAAUUCGAAGGGGGUGAGUUAGUGCUUUUUUUUGGUCUUUUUUUUUUUUAAACAAUGUAUUUGUUGUGCUGCUUGAUGCUGAGCAGAUGUUUGCAUGGGGCUGUAUGAACAGUCCAGCUCACUUGAGGUUACCUUGCGGAUCUUGAGAAAGGUGUUGUACAAUGUUUGGUGGAUGUAGUGUUAAGCUUCAGUUUUUUCACUUUGACUAAAAAAGGUUAGAAGCAAGAGAAGUCAUAAUGACUUCUGGAAUAUUCUGAUAUUAUGAGUAGGUGUUACUAGAGAGUGCCAAUCCAGAGCCAAAGAAUGUGUUCUAGAAAAAUCAGGCUGAACUUCCACUCCCGAACCAAAAAAGCAGUAAAGUCAUUAAGGCUAGCAUAGCAGGAAAGCUCUCACUGUACAGUUGGCCUAUCCUACAGUAAAGAAGGGUAUUUUCCGUCUCUUGGGCUGGUGAAUUUAUGUCUCUGUAUCUCUAGCAGUCGACUGUGCUGUCUUGUUCUUUGUAGAUUGGCUGCAGCCUGAGGGAGACCUCACUGCCUCUUAAGAGACAUUCUCAGACCGCUUUUACUGGCCAGUAAGGCACAGGUGAACAUUAAAGUUGUAUUGUUGUAAUACUACCCAAAACGAAGGUCCCCUGCACUGCUUUAGCUUGUGGCUGCCUUUAGAUAAAGAAUUGUUUUUUCUUUUCUCCCACUUAAACCACUGCAGGUGCGUCCAGGUGACAGCAAGUUUGUGUUCGAGAUGCAUAAGUGUUUCUGUGAACAAUAAGAAAUUAGAUUUAGAAAUACAAUACAGUGACAUCUUCAUUUGGAUUGAUUUCUGACUUUGUUGCUCUUAGUGUGUGCCUGUUUAAUUCCAAGUUCAGAAUGCAGUAUGUAUAAAUGCGUCAGUAAACCAGUUCUCCUCGUGGAUACUGAAAGAAAGCUGAAACUCAGACACUUUUCAUCCUACCAUGGUACUGGAAAGGAAAUUCAUCUGAUAGUUCAUUUCUAUGAAUGUAUAUGGGGAAAACCCAAAUACACGUCUUUUAUUCGCUACCCCACAUGAAGACAAUUUUGUAGUUUAAAUGCUGAAGAAAUAAACUUGUAAAAUCUUGUACGCCCUCAGUAUGUAUUUUUGUCCUAUGUUUUCUUUUAUAGUAAAGUUUAAGCUAAAUAUUUCUUAUAUUUCUGAAAGGAAAUUUAGUUUAGCCACUGUUGUACUUUCCAGACUACAAAAGCAGUUUUUAAGUAAACAUCUAAAAGCGAAAUUGUAUUUUUAAGAAGGUGGAUUACGAUCCCUUAAAAUAAACAUCUCUCCUUAGCAAUUGUAUAUACUUAGACAAAAAAAGCAAAUCAAUUGCAGCUGCUUGUCUAUAUAGUUAGUUGUAUUGGUGAUUUGUUUAUAUUGUUUACUGUGAUUGCUCUACGGGUAUUAAGAGCUAUGUGUAAACCACUAAUGUUAGAAAUAGAAGUCCGAAGUAAAUCUCUUUAGAAGUGAUAGAUUUUGUAUCCUGGAGGAGGACCAAGACUAAGCAUCUGCUAACUUUUUAUUCUGCUCUGUGUAACUUCAAUGUCCUGGCAUUGUGUUGAAAAUAUUUGGCAUCUGUUCAAUGGGACCACUUUUUAAGCCUUUUUGUAAUUCCCAACAUCUAUCCAGGUGUGCAAGAUGUCUCUAAUUUGAUUGCAGGUACAAGUUCAUCCUUUGGUGGUUUUUUUUUUUUGAAGAAUAAAAUUCAGUAUAAACAAGCUGAGAAAUAAUUCAGAGACAAGAGUUCUUGAUCUCUUGAAUUAUUGUUAGGCGUGCAUUGAGGACAUUGCUUAUACAUUUUCAAAAGUAUGGCUAUGUUUCUGGACACACUUGAGCAUUUAAAUGCAAAAGUAAGUUGACCUUAUAAAUGAUCACAUUUUCUCUUACCAUUACUGAAUUCAAGUUAGACACUGCCAUGAAGAGGAUGCUUUUAGUUGAAAACCUGUGCUGAUAGAGCAGGAAGUUUGGUUUUGUAGGAACUCGCUUGCAAGGUAGAAGGUGCUUGUUCCAUCAGUGGUACAAUUUCUGUUGACUUCAAGGCUGCUCAAGCAUUCUUGCCCUGCUUAAAUGUGCGUAUUGGCUGCAGGCUUUUUCUUAUAGCCCUUGGAUGUGCAGUGUAAAUCUGCAACAAUAUAAAGCGCUACUCAAUAAUAAUAACCUGAAUGCAUUUUUGUGCUGUAUAUUUCCCCCCUAUGGCUCCGAAGGUAUGUGUAUAUAGGCUGUCUUUGCACUGAACUGACUGUACUUCAUAACUGAAAAGCAAAAGCAAGUAGUGUUCUAAAGAUGAUUGUAGUUUGUGGUUCCAGAAAUGGAAAUACUUUUGCAGGAUGUGAAGUAUAGCUUCAGUGUUACAAAUUCGAUUUUUAUAUUUUUUAUUAAUAUGCAUGGAAGACUAGGGAUGAUAUUUUCUAAAAAUGAACUUGGUUUUGUACAUUUUUCAAUGGCUAAAACUAUAUGGUUUAACAUUACCUCUGAAAUACCGCUACCAGUAAAUUCUUAAAGGAAAUACCUCAACUUGAGCGUUCUUUUUUCUUGCUAGUUGUCUGGUAGGUUGAAACGGACUAUGGUGUGUGAUGAACUAACUGAGCGAAACAGCAAUGACGUAGAAGCUUCACCUGUGCUGUAAGUCGUGUGAUUUACUGGAAGGGAUCCAAAUGAUACACUCCAAGUGUUGAUGUGCAGUGUACAAUCAUGGCUCGUUCUGCCCGCCUGGACGUUUUCCUUAUGACUGGCUUGUAAAUUGAAUUUUCAUCGUGAAGCCAAAUUAAAAAUGAAGGAGAAAAUG